AUGGACUACGACAGAAAAUCAACUGUAUCUUCAUUCUAUGGAGGACGCAGAGGCUCAUUUGAUGCCCUAAAUCAUUCACAAUCUCCCGAUUACGCUCCAUCUGGUCGUCCACGAGAUGACGCUUCUUCCUUCUAUGCUGAUCGACAACCACGGGCGAGCCAUGAAAUGUUAACGGGUGGACAAUCCGCAGGGUACAACGCAUCAUCUUUUUUUGCCGCCGGGCGCCUAGAACCGCUGAAAGGCGGACGUGACGAGGAAGAAGAGGCUCCGGAAGCUCAGACCUGGGAUGUUUUUGCAGACUUCAACAACACCGGCCCAAGAUACAGCACUGCUUUUGGCAUCGGGCAACAUCAAGAAGCAGGCUAUCAUCAGCUCCCCCCACCUCCACCUCCGCCUGGUGCCAAGACCGAGGGUGAUGCUGACAGUGCUCACACUCCCGUAGAGCUGGUUACGGUACCUGCACUCGGUCCGGAAUGGCAGCUAACCGAGAUGAAAAUCAUGACGAAGUCGGGUCGACGAGAGAUCAAGAGUGAGAAGCGAAAAGAGAAGUGGAAAGCCUGGCAUCGUGGGGAGACGGGUUUGUGUGGAAAAUGGUUCACCAAAAAGUUCCUUGCUUUCUUCAUAUUCAUGUGGGCCGCCAUCAUUGGCACUCUCCUCGCAAUCACCAUCCCUCGGGUACCUGGUCUGUCAAUCAACAACUCCACACCUCUAGUUGCCGCCACUGGGAGUUAUAAUGCUUCAAUUCCAACACAAUUCUCCCGGUAUCCAGCCAAUUUCUCAUUUCCAGCGUACGCAGAUAUUCAAGUUGACACCACCGCUAAUAUCAUCCCCCUUACCUUCAACUACAUAUCUGCAGAAGUAUGGGAUCCGACUACGAAUCUGCAAGUGGGCACGGGGUACUUUGGAAAAGAUACCCUCCCGGCCAAGGCAUAUCCCAAGAUCCAGAUUCCACUUAACUUCUCGUAUAUUGCACCAAAUGACACAGAUCCGACGUGGAAUGAGUGGUAUAAUGCCUGCAAGAAUGUUGGACUUUAUGCUAACGGAACAAGGCCAGGCGUAAAUUUCCAGCUCAUUCUCACGAUGGGUAUCGCCGGGCUGCCGUCAAAGCAGUCCCAAUCCACACAGGUGGAUGCGGCCCCUUGCCCUAUUGAGCUGUCCAUCACUGCAGACUGA
This is a messenger RNA of Suillus bovinus, 1173 nucleotides long. RefSeq lists its product as uncharacterized. Bases 1 to 1173 code for a protein of 390 amino acids. Lineage: Eukaryota; Fungi; Basidiomycota; Agaricomycetes; Boletales; Suillaceae. The record is from RefSeq and is a predicted model, not a curated record. The transcript is spliced from 4 exons.